This is a messenger RNA of Mytilus californianus (California mussel), 1688 nucleotides long. Its product is annotated as cytosol aminopeptidase-like. Gene Ontology annotation, biological process: proteolysis. Gene Ontology annotation, cellular component: cytoplasm. NCBI's taxonomy places the organism in Eukaryota, Metazoa, Mollusca, Bivalvia, Mytilida, Mytilidae. The coding region runs from base 33 to 1607 and encodes 524 amino acids. The transcript has 13 exons. Gene Ontology annotation, molecular function: metalloaminopeptidase activity; manganese ion binding. The record is from RefSeq and is a predicted model, not a curated record.
UCUUUUACGAAACGAAUCAAACAAAAACAAAAAUGGCUGCGCCCAUGAAGACAAUCAGUUGUCAUUUGAAACUUCGCAGAACGGCUUUAAACUUAAUAACACGACAUAGAUAUUUUAGUACAACAAAUAGAAAGGAAAAAGGUCUUGUUUUGGGAGUCUAUGAGGGAGAUGAUGAAAUCUUGUUAACAAAAGCAACAGAAAAAUUUGAUAACAAAGUCAACAAAAAACUUACAAAUGGCAUACAACUAGUCAAGAAAAAAUUAAAGAAAGGUAAAAGUCGUACAUUUUAUGGAUUGGAUGCCGAAUUUUCUACAGUUACAGCUGUAUGUAUAGGGAAAAAAGGAAUUGGAUACAAUGAACUGGAAGGAUUAGAUGAAGGCAGAGAUCAAAUUAGAAUUGCUGUUGCUAGAGCAGUUAGACAGUUACAAGAUAUUGGAGAGACAGAAGUAGAGGUGGACCCUUGUGGAGAUGCUGAAGCUGCUGCAGAAGGCAGUGUUUUAUCAUUACAUUCUUAUGAUGAACUGAAAUCAGAGGACAAACAGAAGCCUCAGGUCAAGGUCAUAUGUUACACACAAUUUUCUCAGGACAGGGAUAAGACCCGUGAUCUGUGGACCAGAGGAGUAUAUUUGGCGGAGGGACAGAUGUUCGCCAGUAAAUUAAUGGAGAUGCCAGCAAAUAAAUUAACACCUACAAUAUUUUCACAGAUUGUUAGUGAAAGGUUGUCAAACACAAAUAAAGUAUCUGUUACAGUGAGAGACACUGAGUGGAUAAAGUCACAGAAGAUGGAAUCUUUCCUGUCUGUAGCUAAAGGAUCUGAGGAACCCCCUGUAUUCUUAGAGAUGGAAUACAAGGGAACUAACUCUUCAAAUAGUCCUGUAGCCUUGGUUGGAAAGGGAGUUACAUUUGAUAGUGGAGGAAUAUCAAUCAAACCAUCAGCUAACAUGGAUAUGAUGAGGGCUGAUAUGGGUGGUGCAGCAUGUGUAGCAGGAUCUCUACUGGCUGUAGCUAGACUUAAUUUACCAAUAUAUAUCAAAGCAUUUAUUCCAUUAUGUGAAAACAUGCCAAGUGGUAAGGCAACAAAACCAGGCGAUGUUGUUACGGCUAGGAAUGGUAAAACUAUACAGGUAGAUAACACAGAUGCAGAGGGCAGAUUGAUUUUAGCAGAUGCUUUAUGUUAUGCUGAUACAUUUAAUCCCACUGCUGUAUUAGAUAUGGCUACACUUACAGGUGCAAUUGAUGUAGCUCUAGGAUCAGCAGUUACAGGUGUAUUUUCUAAUUCUAACACUAUGUGGGAACUUCUUCAGAAGGCUGGUAGUAGAACUGGUGACCGUGUAUGGAGAAUGCCUUUAUUACAGCAUUAUAGUAAACAAGUAACAGAAUCACAACUAGCAGACGUCAAUAAUAUUGGUAAAUAUGCACGGUCUGGUGGAGCUUGUACUGCUGCAGCAUUUCUUAAGGAAUUUGUAACUGCAAAGCAGUGGAUGCAUUUAGAUAUAGCAGGUGUUAUGAUGAACCAAGAUGAAGUUCCAUACUUAUCCAAGGGAAUGUCAGGUCGCCCAACAAGAACAGUAGUUGAAUUUUUAAAGUUACUUAGUGAACAGUCUUGAUGAUAUUAGUACUUUAGACAUUAAAGUGUGUAAAUGUGAUAAAUGUGAUGGUAGAAUUGAUAAUACAAUUUUGAGAUAGAA